UGGUCAAUUUGUCACAGCUCGUCGUCGAGAAGUCGCGUUGUGCACGUGCAAACCGCCUCGAACUUCCCCAACUCCGGCCAGUUCGUCGUUUGUCUUCAACCUCAAGACAAAAGGGAAUCAGUGGCACCGCGACAAACACCGUCCGGCUGUUGUCUUCACAAGACCGCUCAAGCGCACACGAUGGGCGACGCCGAGAGCGGAAAUCUCGGGGUGCCGACGACGCAGAAGCCGUCAAAGAAAGCCGCGCGUCCUGCAGCCCCUGUCGUGGUGCCCAAGAACGCCUACGACGUGCAGCGGCUCAAGCUCGAGCGACUCAUGGAGCACCCCGACCGCCCCGUCGUCAUACCGGAGCCCGCCAAGCCCCGGGCGCCGCACGACGCUCCCGAGUUCGUGCGGAACGUGAUGGGCUCGAGCGCGGGGGCCGGGUCAGGCGAGUUUCACGUCUACCGACACUUGCGACGCAAGGAGUACGCUCGUCAAAAGUACAUCGACCAGCGCGCGCACGAGGACCAGCUAGACGCCGAGUUCCGCGAGCGGGUCGAGCGAAAUCGCCGCGAAGCCGAGGAGAGGACUGCCAAGAAAAGGGCUAAGCGGCUGCGUCGGAAGCAGAAGGCGAAGGAGCGUAGGACUUCGGGCAAGACGUCGACCGGCAGUGGCGCGGCGGACAGUUCGUCGUCCGAAGAUGAAGAACAAGAGACCGACGACAACAGCCGAGCGUCGGAGGACGCGACGACUUCGGAGGAGACGGAUAAGCCCACAGCAACGGAGAUAGCCCCCGGCAACGAUCCCGACGCUGUAAGCCGCGAAACUAACGAGAAGUCUUCCGGCAGCUCGCCCCAAGACGAGGAGGAACGCGAUGAGGGCACAACCGCGGCCUCGCACACGACAACGACACUUGCGAGUAGUAAGCCUAGCGAGGACUCCACAGUGGAAGGAGCUGCUCCCGACAACGACGCGACGAUUUCAGCUGGCGCCGGCGAUACCGGCCAAGAACCGCGCCGGGUUCGAAUGUUAACGGCCGACGCAACUGACAUCUGCACGCAGGCGACUACGGGAUCCGAACCCGGCGACCCAGCGGUGAGCGAAAUGGCCUCCUGAGGGGGCCCCCUAAUAUUCGUCCAGAAAACCCGGCCGUUAAGAUGUGUGGACAGCGCCGGAAUUCGCCAAAAAUUAGGAUAAAGUGACUGGCGCACGGAAAUGUUAUGAACUUUCAGUGCCACGAACUGUUUUUGCAACAACGUGCGAGUGGGCGUCAUGACCGAGGAUUGUACCCCUCUCUUAGGUUGUGUGGAAAACUGAUACUCGUAAGUUUGUUUCGCCACUAUGUGGCUGCCUGUUACAGAAAAAGAAUAAACGAAGUGUUUGUUUACGA
Rhipicephalus microplus (southern cattle tick) is the source of this 1372-nucleotide messenger RNA. RefSeq lists its product as uncharacterized. Gene Ontology annotation, biological process: negative regulation of protein kinase activity. NCBI's taxonomy places the organism in Eukaryota, Metazoa, Arthropoda, Arachnida, Ixodida, Ixodidae. The record is from RefSeq and is a predicted model, not a curated record. Gene Ontology annotation, cellular component: nucleolus. Gene Ontology annotation, molecular function: protein kinase inhibitor activity; protein kinase binding; double-stranded RNA binding.